Diospyros lotus (date-plum) is the source of this 5552-nucleotide messenger RNA. RefSeq lists its product as uncharacterized. Gene Ontology annotation, molecular function: protein binding. The record is from RefSeq and is a predicted model, not a curated record. Lineage: Eukaryota; Viridiplantae; Streptophyta; Magnoliopsida; Ericales; Ebenaceae. The coding region runs from base 93 to 5159 and encodes 1688 amino acids. The transcript is spliced from 10 exons.
CUCUCUCUCUCUCUGUAUUCAUUGAGAAAUAAAAGACGUCUAUAUAUGCAGUGAUAUAGAGAGAGAAACCUAGAAGAUACGAAAACGGAAAAAUGAAGCAGCAACGCCAGAGCUUAUCAUCAUCAUCUGAGGCGGUCUCGUCGUCGCCCGAGCAAUCGCAGCCGUCGGCUCAGAUGACUUCUUCGGCAUCGGCGUCGGCGUCGACGACGACGCCCGCGGUUGUGCCGAUGCCGGCGGCGGAGGAUCCAGCGGCGUCGCGGGACUCGGCGGAGACGGUGGCGGUGGAGAGGCGCGGCGAGUUUGCGGCGGUGUGCAAAUGGAGCAUCUCCAAUUUCCCCAAAGCGAAGGCUAGGGCACUCUGGAGCAAGUACUUCGAAGUCGGGGGAUAUGAUUGCCGCCUCCUUGUGUACCCUAAGGGCGAUUCUCAAGCUCUACCAGGCUACAUAUCAAUCUAUCUCCAAAUCAUGGACCCGCGAGGAACGACGUCGUCCAAAUGGGACUGCUUCGCGAGCUACCGCCUCGCCGUCGUGAACCCCAUUGACGAGUCGAAAUCGGUUCAUCGCGAUUCGUGGCACCGGUUCUCCAGCAAGAAGAAGUCCCAUGGUUGGUGUGAUUUCACCCCCUCAGCUCCGAUUCUCGACCCUAAAUCUGGAUUUUUGUUCAAUAAUGAUUCGAUACUAAUUACUGCCGAUAUACUUAUAUUGAACGAGACCGUUAAUUUUACGCGAGAUAACAAUGAACUAUUGUCGAAUUCAUUGUCAUCAUCGGUGUCCGGUCCAGUUGGUGAUGUUUUGAGUGGGAAAUUCACUUGGAAGGUUCACAAUUUUAGCCUGUUUAAGGAGAUGAUUAAGACGCAGAAGAUAAUGAGUCCAGUUUUCCCGGCCGGAGAGUGCAAUUUGCGCAUUAGUGUUUAUCAGAGCUCGGUUAAUGGGGUGGACUACCUGUCAAUGUGUUUGGAGAGUAAGGAUACUGAGAAGACAUUGGUUUCAGAUCGCAGUUGCUGGUGUUUGUUUCGAAUGUCUGUAUUGAAUCAAAAACCAGGAUUGAACCACAUGCACAGGGACUCUUAUGGUCGGUUUGCAGCGGAUAAUAAAAGUGGGGAUAAUACCAGUUUGGGAUGGAAUGAUUACAUGAAGAUGUCCGAUUUUAUUGGGCCUGAGUCAGGGUUUUUAUUGGAUGAUACUGCAGUAUUUAGCACUUCAUUUCAUGUGAUAAAGGAACUUAGUAACUUUUCAAAGAAUUUGGCAUUGAUUGGGGUGAAUGGGGCAUUGAUUGUGGUAAGGAGUGGAAGUGGUCCAAGGAAAUCUGAUGGACACAUGGGGAAAUUCACUUGGAGAAUCGAGAACUUUACAAGGUUGAAAGACCUUCUGAAGAAGAGGAAGAUUACAGGUCUUUGCAUUAAGAGCAGAAGAUUUCAAAUUGGGAAUCGUGACUGUCGACUUAUUGUUUAUCCCCGAGGGCAGUCUCAACCACCAUGCCACCUGUCUGUAUUUCUUGAAGUCACAGAUUCACGGAAUACUUCCAGCGAUUGGAGUUGUUUUGUGAGCCAUCGAUUGUCUGUAGUGAACCAGAGGAUGGAGGACAAGUCUGUCACGAAGGAGUCACAAAAUCGUUACUCCAAAGCUGCAAAAGAUUGGGGAUGGCGUGAAUUUGUUACACUGACUAGUCUCUUUGAUCAGGAUUCUGGAUUUCUUGUUCAGGAUACAGUUUUAUUCUCAGCAGAAGUUCUCAUUUUGAAAGAGACAUCAAUAAUGCAGGAUUUUACUGAACAUGAUACUGAGUCUACUGUUGUGGGAUCCCAUGUAGAUAGAGUUGUGAGAAGGAGUUCAUUUACAUGGAAGGUGGAGAACUUCCUCUCCUUUAAAGAAAUAAUGGAGAACCGGAAAAUCUUCAGCAAAUUCUUCCAAGCUGGUGGAUGUGAGCUUCGGAUUGGUGUGUACGAGUCCUUUGACACCAUAUGCAUAUAUCUAGAGAGUGAUCAAUCAGUUGGCAGCGAUCCAGAUAAAAACUUCUGGGUGAGAUACCGGAUGGCUGUGGUCAACCAAAAAAAUCCUGCAAAGACUGUGUGGAAAGAGUCUUCUAUUUGUACAAAGACAUGGAAUAAUUCAGUUCUUCAAUUCAUGAAGGUGUCAGAUAUGCUUGAAGGAGAUGCAGGUUUUCUCGUGCGUGACACAGUUGUUUUUGUUUGUGAAAUAUUGGAUUGCUGCCCAUGGUUUGAGUUUUCAGAUCUGGAGGUUUUGGCUUCUGAGGAUGAUCAAGAUGCGCUGACAACUGAUCCUGAUGAACUCAUUGAUUCUGAGGAUAGUGAAGGAAUUAGUGGAGAUGAAGAGGACAUAUUCCGAAACCUUCUUUCCAGAGCUGGGUUUCACCUCAGUUAUGGAGAUAAUCCUUCACAGCCACAGGUCACUUUGAGAGAGAAGCUUCUCAUGGAUGCUGGUGCAAUAGCUGGUUUUCUGACUGGACUUCGUGUUUAUCUUGAUGAUCCUGCUAAAGUAAAACGCUUGCUUCUUCCAACUAAACUCUCUGGUGGUAAUGAUGGCAAGAAGGCCACCAAGACUGAUGAUUCCCCUAGUUUAAUGAACUUGUUGAUGGGAGUUAAAGUUCUGCAGCAGGCAAUCAUUGAUUUACUCUUGGAUAUUAUGGUUGAAUGUUGCAAACCUUCAGAAGGAAGUUCCAAUGAGGAUCAAUUAGAUGGGAACUUUAAACCUUCUCCAGAUGGCAGCGGUGCUAUCAGUCCGCUGGAAUCUGAUAGGGAAACUGGAGCAAUGGAGUCUGCACCUCUUGUUGCACAUAAUAGAUUAGAUUCUGGGAUGGAUGAAGUCACCAAUACAUCUGCUGUUCAAAGUUCAGACAUGGAUGAGAAUAUCAUGCCUGAUAAAACUGUUCGCGGACUGCCUAUUUGUCCCCCUGAGACAUCUGCUUCUGGUUCUUCAGAAACUGCUUCUCUUCGCUCAAAGACCAAAUGGCCAGAGCAGUCUGAGGAGCUUUUAGGAUUGAUUGUGAACUCGCUGAGAGCACUUGAUGGAGCUGUUCCACAAGGUUGUCCUGAGCCACGUCGUUCACCCCAGUCUGCACGAAAGAUUGCUCUUGUAUUGGAUAAAGCUCCUAAGCAUCUACAGCCAGAUCUGGUGUCUUUGGUACCCAAAUUAGUCGAGCACUCAGAGCAUCCGCUUGCUGCUUCUGCACUUCUAGAUCGAAUUCGUAGGCCUGAUGCAGACCCUUCGUUACGAGUACCUGUUUUUAAUGCUCUGAGCCAGUUGGAAUGUAGCACUGAAGUCUGGGAAGGAAUUCUUUUCCAAUCUUUUGAUCUUCUGGAUGACUCAAAUGAUGAACCUUUAGCAGCAACUGCUGAUUUUAUUUUUAAGGCUGCUUUGCAGUGCCAUCAUCUUCCUGAAGCGGUCAGAUCUGUUCGUGUUAGGCUAAAAGAUUUGGGCACUGAGGUGCCCCUCUGUGUUCUUGAUUAUUUAAGUAGAAUGGUAAAUAGUUGUGCAGAUGUUGCUGAAGCUAUUUUAAGAGAUAUUGAUUGUGACAAUGGUUCUGGUGACAAUAGCUUGGCAAUGCCUUGUGGGCUCUUUAUAUUUGGUGAAACUGGGUCUGCUUCUGAAGGAUUACGGGCAGUGGAUGAGCAUACUUAUUCUCCUGGUCGUUAUUUUUCUGAUAUAUAUAUUUUGAUUGAAAUGUUAUCCAUUCCUUGCCUUGCUGUUGAAGCGUCCCAAAUUUUUGAGAGAGCUGUAGCUCGAGGAGCAAUUGUGGCUCAAUCAGUAACCAUGGUCUUGGAAAGACGCCUUGCUCGGGGAUUAAAUUUUACUUCACAAUUUGUUGCCGAAAAUUUUCAGCAUGCUGAUGUGGUUGUAGAGGGAGAAACCAUUGAACAGUUAAGAGCGCAGAGAGAUGAUUUCACUUCCAUUCUUGGUCUUGCUGAGAUAUUGGCCCUUUCUAGAGACCUUGUUGUUAGAGGCUUUGUGAAGAUGCUUUAUACUAUUCUGUUUAAAUGGUACGCUGAUGAGUCUUAUCGAUUGCGGAUGUUGAAGAGGCUUGUUGAUCGUGCCACCAGCACGACAGAUGGUAGUCGAGUGGUAGAUUUAGAUUUGGAAAUUCUUAUAAUUUUGAUCUGUGAGGAGCAAGAAAUUGUAAGACCAGUUUUGAGCAUGAUUAGGGAGGUUGCUGAAGUUGCAAAUGUUGAUCGGGCGGCCCUUUGGCAUCAGUUAUGUGCCAGUGAAGAUGAGAUUAUUCGUAUUCAUAAAGAAAGAAAAACUGAGAUUUCCAAUGUGGCCAAAGAAAAAGCUGCAAUUUCACAAAAGUUGAGUGAAUCUGAGGCUACUAACAAUCGUCUUAAGUCUGAAAUGAGGGCUGAGAUGGAUCGUUUUGCACGGGAAAGGAAGGAGCUUAGCGAGCAGAUACAAGAUGCCGAGAGUCAACUUGAAUGGCUUAGGGCUGAACGGGAUGAAGAAAUUGGAAAACUUAUUGGGGAGAAGAAAGUUCUUCAGGAUCGUCUGCAUGAGGCAGAGACACAGCUUUCCCAACUGAAGUCCCGGAAACGUGAUGAACUGAAGAGAGUAAUGAAGGAGAAAAAUGUUCUUGCUGAACGGUUGAAGAGUGCUGAAGCUGCACGUAAAAGGUUUGAUGAAGAACUGAAACGCUAUGCCACCGAAAAAAUGACGAGAGAAGAAUCCCGGCAGUCACUAGAGGAAGAAGUUCGGCGGUUGACCCAAACAGUGGGCCAAACUGAAGGUGAAAAGCGAGAGAAGGAACAGCAGGUUGCUCGGUGUGAAGCUUACAUUGACGGGAUGGAAGCCAAGUUGCAGACUUGCCAGCAAUAUAUUCACAGCCUCAAGGCUUCGCUAGAGGAAGAAAUGUCUCGACAUGCCCCUCUUUAUGGUGCUGGACUGGAUGCUCUAUCGAUGAAGGAGUUGGAGACGCUAGCAUGCAUCCACGAUGAAGGGCUGAGGCAGAUCCAUGCCCUCCAACAGCGCAAAGGCAGUCCAGCCGGCAGUCCUCUUGUGAGCCCCCAUACCCUCCCGCACGCUCAUGGGUUGUAUGCGGCUGCACCCCCUCCAAUGGCCGUCGGCUUACCCCCUUCUCUCAUUCCAAAUGGGGUUGGGAUCCACAGCAACGGGCAUGUAAACGGUGCAGUCGGGCCCUGGUUCAACCAUUCUUGAAUUCCCUAUGCUGGACUUCAACUCACCUGUCGGUGUAGGUGACAAAAUCUCGCUGGCCUGGCCUUCUUGUUUGCCUAUUAGGAAUGCAAUGCUGUCUCAAUACAAGUAUUUUUUUUUUUUUUAUAUUUUUUUUUCUUAUAUAUUUUUCCCCUUUCUGUUCUUGGGUUCUUUCUAGAGUUUAUGAUUGUGGCAUUUGGGCUGGUAGGGGGGCUGUUGGAAAACUGGGGUUGGAUAAAGGGGAAUAAUGUAGGCGGUUGGGUUUUUUAGAUGGAAGUGAAGAAGAAGAAGAGUCCGAUAUCCGAUAGAAUUUCUACUAGUUGCAGAUGCCAUACUUUGCUCUCUCAUUUUUUCCUAUUUUUAAUCGAAAAGCAUAUUGAGAAAGUUUUGCAUUAA